CCGGUCAUUGACCGUGACUGGGAUGACUCGGUCAUUGACUGCCCAACACUGCUUUGUAGUCCACGCGCGCUACUUUUGUCGGUCACUAUAAAUCGGACGCAAUAUAAACAGAGCCAAAUAGAGCGAGUCGAGCGGCUCAACGAACUCGAACCGCGAUGUUUGCUUGCAACCAUCAUGGCCAUCCUCAAGGUCACUUGGGCAGUCGUCUACGAUGAUCCCUCUACACACGCACACAGUUACAGCUAUUUGGGUUGUCUUACACCCAAAGUAGACUCAACACAGGAGCUCGGUACCAUUGUUGAGAGAGUUUUCGCCAACCGAGCGCUCGCGUUCAAAGACCCCUUGGCAGGCCACGGCGAAGGGGAUUUCAUCAUCGAGUUCUACGAGCUACCCAAGUGGCCUUGCGAGCGCGACUCUCCGAUAGGCAAAAUCAAAGAGGCAUUUGCAAAUACCGUCACCAUCGAAUACCUCGAGUUCUCAUGUAUCACAUUACCCGAUACGGAUUCGUACGACGAGGUCGAGAAGCAUGACAGUCUCAUGGUAGUUCUUUCACCUGCUCCAAGUCCGCGAUCUUCCAGGCGUGCUCUAGACACUGUGCUGGAAGAGGGUUCGGCAACACACCACAUAGUCCGCGAGAAUAUCGCUGCCGCGGCCCAGAAACGCAAGUCGCCGUCGACAGGUGCGAAACCCCAAGAAAUGCUGAAAACUCAGGACACCAAGAGGCCGGAUUAUGUCUACAAGUCCCGACCGCUGGAGUUGUCCGGUCCCCCGACCCAAGUCUACCACCCAGCGUUCGCUACCUUCUUGCGUAUGAUGCGCGACCCGCAGCAAGUCUCCCACGAGGAAUGUGGCUGGGCCCUGGAAUAUAUAGACAAGUCUUCGAGGUAUUACGCGACAGAGGACGAUCGCAAGAGGGAGAUGGUCACCAUGACUACCGCUGUGCAUUCGCGAAUCCUUGAUACCCUUGAAUUUAGCCUCGCGCCGUCGAGAAAAUUCAGACCUGACGGCGUCAUCCAAACCUCCAGACGGCCUCCCGGUCUCAAGAUGUCGCCCGUGCUGUGUAUCCACGAGAUCAAGAACGAGAUUGGCGAGGGCGGCAGCGACCCCUUUGCUCAAGCCGAAUGCUGCUACGUAGCAAUUUAUUGCUCGGACGAGAUACAUCCCGUCCGCGAAAUUUCUCCCUGUCCUUGCUUCCUGAUUGGGACGGCCGGCACCAGCAUCACGGUAGGCGGCGCUGUGUUUGCGGACGGGAUCAUCGUGCAGCAGCUCUCCACUAUCUCCACCAUCCCUGGCCCUGCGGAGCCGGGGGAGUCGCCGUUGGGCCACGCGAUUUAUCGUGUUGCUAAGUUUCUCCGCGCACUGAAGGCGUCUCUCAAGGAACUGGAAGAAUACUACGAUCAUCUCACAGUCCCUUCCCCAACUGUACCCCCAACUGUACCUUCAUCUGUGGCCUCAUCUGUGGCCUCAUCUGCGGCUCCGUCUGCGAUCUCGACGGGCAUGUCUCAACUCGGGCGCUCUUCGCACACACCUGCAUCUCGAAGAUCUCGAUCUAGUACCAAGGUGUCUUCCCCUACUAAGGCUAGGACACCGGCGCCCGGAACACAACAGCUUCCUUACGUCGGACCUCACUUCACCAAGUUCACCAAGCUCACCAAGUCGGGUGAGAUUGAAGUGACGCUCGAGUAUACCGGCCGGUUGGGGCAAGAGGAGUUUUCGAAGGCGGUGUUCACAGCGCUCGCUCACACAGGCACCGGCACCGGCGCCGCUGCCAAAGUCGUGGUCAAGUUCGCGCACGCUUACUCGUGCCGUGGCCACAAACUGCUCGCCGACCACAAGCUGGCACCGGAGCUGUGGUUCUGCGAAAAGGUAGAGAGCGUCGACAUGUAUGUCGUCGUGAUGGACUUCGUUCCCAGUCGCACCAUUGGCCCGCUGUCGGACGCCGACUGCGAGUGCCUCCGCGAUGCGAUGAAGAUCCUUCACGGCGAGAAGCUCGUGUUCGGAGACCUCCGCAGACCGAACAUCCUGCAGUGUCGAGGCGGCGGGACGAUGCUCAUCGAUUUUGACUGGUGCGGCGAGUCCGGCAAGGCGCGGUACCCGCUCGAUAUCCUGAUAGACGACACCAUGCCGUGGCACGAGGGCGUGGAGCGCGGCGGCUUGAUUACUAAAGAGCACGACAAUCAUCUCCUCAACAAUCUUGCUGGCGAGCUUGGACUGCGCAGUGCGGCGCCUGCAUCUGGUGGCGAGCAUGUUUGAAGCCGCUAUUCUUGUACGUUGAGUUAGUAGUGUUCCGUUAAUGCCAACCUUUGAUGCAUGUAUAUCACCAAUAUGUUUGCGAAGAGUGCUCGCGGUCGAAACUCGAGCGCCCGGCGCGUUCUUUGUGCGUUCGUGCCCUCCUGUACUGUCGACCUGCCGCGAGUUACGCCGUGCUGGCUCGCUGUAAGUGCGUAGUGUUUGCCUUCAAGUUGAGUUUAAAUUUGACUUGUGAUGUUGCCCCUACCUCGUUCACCGUUGUCCCUCCUAUCCUCUCUCCGACAU
Phanerochaete carnosa HHB-10118-sp is the source of this 2535-nucleotide messenger RNA. RefSeq lists its product as uncharacterized. Lineage: Eukaryota; Fungi; Basidiomycota; Agaricomycetes; Polyporales; Phanerochaetaceae. Bases 175 to 2253 code for a protein of 692 amino acids. The transcript has 5 exons. The record is from RefSeq and is a predicted model, not a curated record.